This is a messenger RNA of Trichoderma gamsii, 2073 nucleotides long. RefSeq lists its product as hypothetical. Gene Ontology annotation, biological process: DNA-templated transcription; regulation of DNA-templated transcription. The transcript is spliced from 8 exons. The coding region runs from base 1 to 2073 and encodes 690 amino acids. The record is from RefSeq and is a predicted model, not a curated record. Lineage: Eukaryota; Fungi; Ascomycota; Sordariomycetes; Hypocreales; Hypocreaceae. Gene Ontology annotation, molecular function: DNA binding; zinc ion binding; DNA-binding transcription factor activity, RNA polymerase II-specific.
AUGCCGCGAUCAAUCCGGUCCAAAACGCCCUCACGCAGCCACUUGAGCCCUAAUUUCCACCCCACCGACAAACGCAGCUCUUCGCCUUUAAUGAACGCUUCAGGUCGCGAGCCGCAAAGGGGGAAACGUGCCCCCAAAGCCAACAAGUCAUGCCUGCCCUGCCGUGUACGCAAGGUCAAGUGCGAUGCCACUGUAAUUGGCCUCCCCUGUAGCAGCUGCACCAGCAGGCAGUGUGCCAAGGACUGUGUACUUCAUGUCCGCAAGGGACGGUCUAGGAAGGCAACACACGCUUUACCGGCUCCAGGCAGUGUUCAAACCAGACUCUCCCCGGCUGCGUCUCACAGUAGCCAGUUAGACAGCCAUAACCAGUCUAAUCACUCGAGACAAUCACGACAGUCUUCAACUUCCGAUCGUUCGGAGUGCCAAAACCCACCUCAGACUGAGGCAGACCUGCUCUAUCUUAAUAUCUUGAAUGAUGCUGUGAAAGAAACUACAGAAUCAAGUCAACAUCACACCACUUCCAAUACCCCCUAUCGUUCAAGGCCAGAUGAGAGCUUUACUCCUCGGAACUGCCUAUGGACCAAACUACCUCAACUAGACGACAUUGACAAUGAAUAUCUUGCUAAGAAGGGUGUCUUUGACCUGCCUUCUCCGCAGCACUUGGAUGCACUCGUUAAAACUUACUUUGACCACGUCUGCACUUUUGCACCUGUGAUUAACAGGGCUGACUUCAUUCGGAGCUAUCAAUCUGGCGACUGCUCUCUGUUCUUGCUCCACGUCAUAUUGACACCAGCCAGUCUCCAUGUGCCGCUAGAGGUGCUAUCCGCCUGCGGCUUUGAAAGCCGUUCGGCUGCGCAAGAGUCGUUCUUCUCCAAGGCCAAGCUACUCCACGACUUGGCUGCCGAAGAUGAUCCGUUGCUGAUGCUUCAGGGAUCCAUCAUCUUGUGCAUGGUGAUUCUCGACCAUCCCACUGAUCGAGACUUCAGUUACUGGUUCCAUAAUGCGAUUCGUCUUGCCACUAAGCUCGACCUACGCGAUACGUGCAUUCGAGAAGACAAGCCCCGUAAGAUUAUAAAGUUGUACAGAAGGAUCUGGUGGACUCUCUACUUUUUAGACAUUUUCAAUGUCCUCGUCAAUACUAGACGCUCGCGACUACUUGAAAACACCUCUGCGAUUAAGCCGAGGACGGAAGACGACUGGGAAACUGAAGAUGUCUCAGGAGCAUCAUCUGCCUUGUUGUCGGCGGUGACGCCUCAGCAAAAGGCCUUGCCUGUUGCCCUGUGUGAGCUGUCUCGAAUAUUCGGGCAGUGUCUGUCCACUGUGAUAAACAAGCCACAACAAGAUCCUCGCCACAUGAUGAACCCACUAGAUACUUGGCGCAAGUCUCUCGCUACCAAAAUGCACGUGGGUGGGAAUGCAGGAAACGACGUGUAUUAUCUGGAUAUACAAGCCAUGAGCUACAGAUUUGAAUGCAUCUUGUGUCGUCUGAUACGACACCGUUUGCAGCAGACUCAGCACGCAGACUGGAGCGAGUGGGCCAACGAACGGCUCCGGUCUGGUAUUCUGGAGCUGGACAUGAUUUCCAUGAGAGUGUUAGCGAGUGGUACUCUCCAGGACUUUCCCAUGCCUUUUAUAACCACAAUAACUGCGCUCCUUGCUCUGCACAUCGAGUCAGCCCUCGAUCCAGCCGAGACAGACCUCGUCCGUUCCAUGGCUCGGAUAUCCAUCAGUCAGACAAUGCUUGUGCUCACCCAGGGAAAAGAAAUACCCGCCUUGAAAAGAGCGCUACCGGUGUUUGAGGAAAUUCUGGCCAAGAAAAAUCUGUACCCGGUUCAGCCCAACAUUUUGGGUCCAAUACCAGCACAGCCGCAGUCACAAGACAACAGCAUGGUGGAUGCUUAUAAUUCGCUGAACACGCAAGUCAACAUACUUCCGUCUCAAUUUGAGCAGGGUGAGAGCAAUCUAUCGCUCUAUGGCGAUUUCCUAGGACUCGAUUUCUUGGAUGAUUGGAGGCCGGGUACUUGGAAUUCUCUAUUUGAUGUUGACAUGGGCUCUCAAGAGCGAGUGGAAUAG